AUGACAGACAGCUACUUCCCAUCUUCACACAGGAGCUCUGUCUCCUCUGGCUCCGACUUCAUCCUGCCAGACGCUGCCGAGAGACCAGUGCAGCCAAGGACCACCACAGAGUCUUCUACCUCGACAACAACAUCUACCACUUCUCCCAUGAAGAGAAAUCCCAUCGACCCUCUAUCUCGCGACUACCCCAUCCCCGCAAAGGAGAUCGAUCUGGACGAGAUGUUGGCACGGCCGCCUAAGAAGUGGACGCUGGGCCACUACCUCAAGGAGACUCCAUUGCGAGAAACAGCGCCUGUCGUCCAAGACAAGGAGAAGCGGGCAUUGGAACUCGCAGCCGCGAAGAAAGACUUGCUGCAAGGAUGGGAGAACCUUCACGCCCACAACAACGAUCGACGAUGA
Molecule: messenger RNA, 399 nt
Organism: Phaeoacremonium minimum UCRPA7
Lineage: Eukaryota; Fungi; Ascomycota; Sordariomycetes; Togniniales; Togniniaceae
Exons: 1
Coding region: 1-399 (132 amino acids)
Source: RefSeq, a predicted model, not a curated record